CGGCUCACGCGCGUGGACUGACAGCGAUCGGGGACGGCAGCAACAUGCGUGCGCUGCUGUGUAACCCCGCACUGCACUAUUUAUUCAGAUCAAGUGAAGAUCAAUCAACGCUGUUCUGCUCACCCUGCUUCUUCUUCUUCUUUUUCUUCCUCCUCGCACGCCGGCGGCACACCAUUCCACCCCCCCUCGCUCGGCGUCCAGAGCUUGCUUGCCAGGAGCCGCUGCCUCCCAUGGCGGCGUCCGCUCCCAGCCGGGCGCUGCGCUGCUUCCUGCUGGCGUGCAUCUCCUGCUGCCUGCUGGUCCCUUGCUGCACAUCAGAUGGCUCCGUGGCUGCUGCUGCCGCCUUCCAUGGCCAGGAGAGAGACGCCCCGGAAAUUGUCGGGCGAGCCCUCGUCUGCUUCGACGACCGCUACAUCUACAGCGGGUGCCAGGGCUCGUUCCGGCUGGGCCCGCAGGGCGCGCUGGACGUGCCGCCGGGGUCGGCCGACGCCUUCUGCGGCGGGCCCUGCGUGGCCGAGACGGAGCUUGUGCUCCGCUGCGUCGACGGCAUCAUGGGCAACUUCCGCUUCUACAACGGCGCCACCGCCGCCGACGUCCGCUCGGCGCUCGACCGGGGAUGCGGCCGCUCGGGCCUCCGCGGCGACUUCGACGUGCUGCGCCGCCUCGGAGGACGACGGCCGCGGCGACAACUACGGCGACGGGUACUUCUACGGCCACGCGGCCCGCCUCGCUCGUCGGCGGCAGCCUCACGCCGCCGCCGCUGCUGCUGGGCGCGGCCGCCGCGAUCCUCGCGUGGGCGUGACCGAUCACAUCGACGAGGCACAUGUCUCGGUGCCAGUUACUCGAUUGGAUCAAGUAUAUAUAGUGUAGAGACAGUGUAACUUAGUUGAUUAUUAGCCGUAGUGCAUGGGAUCGAUCGACUUGAAGGAUCGAGAUAGGAGACCCCUGUGAUCGACCACUCGACCUGUCGCGGAAUGAGCUAGAAGAACUGCUGCUACAGCAAUGCAAAAUCUGCAGUGCUACUACGCUCGCACUUGCGUGAAAAAUCA
Molecule: messenger RNA, 1049 nt
Organism: Panicum virgatum (switchgrass)
Lineage: Eukaryota; Viridiplantae; Streptophyta; Magnoliopsida; Poales; Poaceae
Exons: 3
Coding region: 45-881 (278 amino acids)
Source: RefSeq, a predicted model, not a curated record